Parascedosporium putredinis is the source of this 1095-nucleotide messenger RNA. Lineage: Eukaryota; Fungi; Ascomycota; Sordariomycetes; Microascales; Microascaceae. The record is from the annotation of a GenBank genome assembly.
AUGGGUGAAACGGAAACGUCCACCUCCUUCGACUCGCCCUCCCCAACCCAUCCUCCUCCAGCUCCCGCCUCGGUACCUGCCGCGCCUGUCGUCACCGCUUCGGCAUCGCUGCCAGUCUCCGCCUCAGACCCGCCUCCCCUCGCGGAAGCCGAGGUCCAAAGCUUCGCCGCCGCCGUCAGCGCCGCCGCACAGGCCGACUCUCUUCUUGCACUCGACACCAACUACUGGGACGUCGAGAUGAUGGCCCUCCCAACGCCGGCUCUUUGCUUUUCUGGCCACGCUGCCUUCCCCGGCGGCAAGGCCGAUUCUGCAGACGAGUCGCCGUACCAAAUAGCGCGGCGUGAAGCCUUUGAAGAGAUCGGUCUGCCCAUGGACGACUCCAAGCUACCCGCCCCCUUCAAGCUUGAAUUCCUCUGUUACCUACCCCACAGCCUCGCCCGCAACGGCCUCGCUGUCCGACCCUGCGUCGCUCUCCUCCACAACCCUCUCACCCAGUCCCAGCCCUCGUCGUCGAGUACCACCGCCGCAGCAGCCGGCGGUAGCCUCCUCCUCCUCCCCAUCUUCGCCGCCGCUACCGCCGCCGCCACUACUACCACUACCACGACCACCCUGCACUCCUCGCCCCUAGCGACCACCGCGAACCCCAUGGUCCCCCGCCUCGACGCCAAGGAAGUCGCCGCCGUUUUCUCCGCCCCCUUCUCCAGCUUCCUACGCGACACCGACGCUCCCGUUCCCGCGGGCUCCUCCGCACCGGGCCUACCCCCGGGCCACUGGUACGACGGCACGUGGAUCCACUGGAAGGGUGAACCCUGGCGCGUCCACAACUUUUACAGGUACAAGGUCUGGGGUAUGACGGCCAAGAUCCUGGUCGAAGCGGCAUCGUGCGCGUACGGAACCACUCCGACGUUUGAGCACAACCCCGUCUGGGGCGACGAGAAAAUCAUUCUCAUGGCGCAUGACGAGGGCCAGUUCUUCGACCGACCCUCUACAAGGAUUAGGGUCACGGGAGACGGGGCUCCCGCUUCGGGCGGGGAUAUGACGCCCACGGAGGAAGCUGUGGAGGAGGCCAAAAGGGCGGAGCCGGCCAAGAUAUAA